UGACUUUAUUGAGCCAUUUGGACUACAUUUCCUGGACAACGUCUUGAACGCAUGCAGCUGAGUAUGACUCCAGUGGUGACAGAAAAACUUGUCCAGUCCAGGAUCUGCAACGCUUCCACUGUGAGUGUGGCAAAAUUAGUUAGGUGGCUUGGCUCUGGAUCUCCAACCUCCAUCAGAUCUGCUGCCUUUGCUGACCUCCAUACAGCUGGUUCCAUCCUGCCAUCACACAGCCCUUAUGCAGUGAUCCACUCCCUGAAUUUUUUCUUCACUGCAUCGUCUCAAGUCCCAAACUUCCCAGAGUUUGUGGUUGUUGGUUUGAUUGAUGACGUCCAGAUUGGUUACUAUGACAGCAACACCCAGAAAGCAGAGCCCAGACAGGACUGGAUGAGGAAGAAUAGUGAGCAAGACAUUGAGACAUGGACUCGAAUCGGUCUGGGUGAACAGCAGGACUUCAAAGCCCUCAUUGAAAAUCUAAAGCAGCUCUUCAACCAAACUAGAGGUGUCCACAUUUUCCAGUUCAUGAGUGGCUGUGAGUGGGAUGAGGAGACUGAACAGGUUACUAGCAAUGGAAAGUUUGGCUAUGAUGGAGAAGACUUUGCAAAAUGGGACACAAGGACAAACACAUGGAUCCCUGUAAAACAACAGGCUAAAGGUUUAACAGACAAAUGGAACAAUAACAAAGCUAAGUUGGAGUUUGAUAAGAACUACAUCAACCAGAUUUUUCCUGAGUGGCUGAAGAAGUAUGUCGGCUAUGGAAGGAGCUCUCUGAUGAGAACAGAUCUUCCAUCAGUUUCCUUUCUCCAGAAGACUUCCUCCUCUCCAGUCAGCUGCCACGCUACAGGUUUCUACCCGAACAGAGCUGAGAUGUUCUGGAGGAAAGAUGGAGAAGAGGUUCAUGAUGGUGUGGACAAAGGAGAGAUCCUCCCUAACAAUGAUGGGACCUUCCAGAUGAGUGUGGACAUAGAUCUGUCCUCUGUUGCAGCUGAAGACUGGACCAAGUAUGAAUGUGUGUUUCAGCUCUCUGGAGUCAAAGAAGACGUCACCCACAGACUGGAGAAAACAAGGAUCUUGACCAAUGAAUCAAAUACCAUCAAUGUGAUCAUCUCUGUUGUUGUUGCUGUGGUUCUCCUUGGUCUCAUUGGUCUGAUUGGAUUCAUUAUUUACAAGAAGAAGAAGAACGUCAGCCGUUCUCCUCCUCCUGUGGAGAACGCUAAGGCCCCAGAGGAAACCCAGUUUCUUCCAGAACCAUGAAGAAACAGAACCAGGACAACACAAAGAAUGUGGUGCUUCACUUUUCCAAAAGAUUAAUGGCUUUCGUGUCUACAAGACUUUCCGUUUCUGCUCUCGGUGGAGGAGGACGCUUCUCUCAGACUGAAAUGUUAAGGGAGCAGAAUCGCAAACUGGAUGUGAUCCUACAAGAUCGCAGGCUGGCUGCGGUUCCUGGACUCAGAAGU
This is a messenger RNA of Girardinichthys multiradiatus, 1454 nucleotides long. RefSeq names its product major histocompatibility complex class I-related gene protein-like. Gene Ontology annotation, cellular component: external side of plasma membrane. The record is from RefSeq and is a predicted model, not a curated record. Gene Ontology annotation, biological process: immune response. Lineage: Eukaryota; Metazoa; Chordata; Actinopteri; Cyprinodontiformes; Goodeidae. The transcript has 9 exons. The coding region runs from base 52 to 1251 and encodes 399 amino acids.